Talaromyces rugulosus is the source of this 3948-nucleotide messenger RNA. RefSeq lists its product as uncharacterized. The coding region runs from base 1 to 3948 and encodes 1315 amino acids. Lineage: Eukaryota; Fungi; Ascomycota; Eurotiomycetes; Eurotiales; Trichocomaceae. The transcript has 2 exons. The record is from RefSeq and is a predicted model, not a curated record. Gene Ontology annotation, molecular function: ATP binding; ATP hydrolysis activity; ABC-type transporter activity. Gene Ontology annotation, cellular component: membrane.
AUGGAGUCAGCGAAAGUGGUCGACGGCUUGGAGGAUAACAUCGAGCCAGAGGCAGUGGCGGCCGUAGGAGCAGGACAAGAGGAACUUGCUUCAAGGGUUUUUGACUUCCGCGCUGUUCGCCCAGUAGAUGUCGAGGUCAAAGAUUUGGGUGUCGAAAUCGACACGACCGCUCCCCUUUGGCAGACACCGCCAAAGCAGAUAUGGAAGCGCCUGACGGCGUCCAGGUCAUCAUCGACCCAUGGCCACGGGACAACCUACAAAACUAUACUAGAAAAUGUCAAUGCCCACAUGCCAUCGGGGAGCCUGACUGCCAUCAUUGGAAGUAGUGGCUCUGGAAAGACGUCGCUACUGAAUGUCAUGGCUGGCAGGAUGGAAUCUAGUCGGCUCAAAACUGCAGGAAGCACCAAGUUCAACGAUGAUACAAACCUGGAACACAUCCGCAGCAGUUAUGUGAUGCAACAGGAUGUUCUUAUUCCGACUCUUACAGUCCGAGAGACACUCCAGUAUGCCGCUGACCUGCGUCUGCCACCGCCAAUCACCAAGGCUGAACGAAGGGGUAUCGCAGAACAAGUCAUCAUGGAGCUUGGGCUGAAGGAAUGUGCCAAUACGCAGGUUGGCAGCAGCGCACACAAAGGGUGCAGUGGUGGCGAGAAAAGACGAACCAGUAUUGGAGUACAAAUGUUGGCCAAUCCUUCAGUGCUAUUUUGCGACGAGCCAACCACUGGACUUGAUGCAACGAGCGCCUAUCAGAUUGUAAAGACCCUGAAAGCCCUUGCUCAGAAAGGUCGCACUGUAAUUGUGUCAAUUCAUGCGCCUCGUUCUGAAAUCUGGAAUUUAUUCGACCGAGUCAUCUUGCUGUCACGAGGAGCUCCUCUAUAUAGUGGACCUAUAUCUGCGGCACUCUCACACUUCAAAAAACUCGGAUAUGCAAUGCCAAAGUUUGUCAAUCCAGCCGAAUUCCUCAUUGACUUGGCUGCGAUUGAUAAUCGAUCUACAGAACUGGAGAGCGCGUCUUUAGUUCGGGUAGACUUUUUGCGUGAUAGCUGGAAGACUAGGACAAAGGAAGUUUCGGAGGACAAAAAGGCAACCACAAUCCCUUCUUCUAUCCAAGCAGCCGAGAGCGAGCAAAUGGUGAAGAAAGUGCCUUUUAGCCGAGAAUUCAGUGUUCUGACUUCGCGUACCUUCAAAACAACAACCAGAGACCCCCUAGGUGUGGCAGGGACACUGUUCGAGGCCGUUGGAAUGGCAGUCAUUACCGGCUGGAUAUUCCUACAGUUAGACAAAAGCCAAGCAGGGAUACGAUCGCGCCAGGGAAGUCUAUACAAUGCCUGCAGUUUGAACGGAUACUUAGUCCUUAUGUAUGAGACCUUCCGGUUGACAAUUGACAUUCGCUUGUUUGACCGUGAACGUAACGAAGGCGUCGUCACCGUGCCAGGGUUCUUGCUCAGUCGGCGGGCUGCGCGAGUGCUACUUGAAGAUCUUCCAGCUCCUAUUCUUUUCACCAUAAUAUACUAUUUUAUGGUCGGCUAUCGCCCGGACGCAGCUACAUUCUUCAUUUUCCUCGCUUUGGCAAUUCUAGUCCAGUACAUUGCCGUGUCGUUUGCAGCCGUCGGGGUCGGAAUUUCCAGGAGUUUUUCAGGUGCUGGAUUGGUUGCCAACCUCUCCUUUACCUUGCAAAGCUUUGCAUGUGGGUAUUUCGUGCAAUCAAAUCAGAUUCCGGUUUACACCAGGUGGCUUAAAUGGACAGCAUAUACCUUCUAUGCAUUCGGUGCCUUCUGCUACAACGAAUUUAUUGGUGUCAACAGCCCGCCUUAUGGCCAAUUCUAUGACUGUCCUUCCUCAAAUGACCCAUUAGACUCAGCCUGCAAGCAAUAUACGGGUCAGUACAUCAUUGAAAGCUUGGGACUCCCGUCGAAUUGGAUCUGGAGACCGGUCGUCAUCUUGACGGCAUAUGUGAUUGGGUUUUAUGUGCUGGGAGCCAUUUUGUUGCAGUACAACACGUUCGCCAUGGGCAUUGCACAGGCAAGAAAAUCAGAAGCAGAGUCUCAGACAGGCAAGGAAGGUGUUGUUGUCCGCUCAAAGGAGGAAAUACGCCGGGUGGCCAUAUCGCUUGACAAGUAUGCUCUUGAAAUCAAGAAACGAGACGAGGUCUGGAAGGCCCCGCGCCGGAUCCCAAUCCUCCAACCGAUCAGUACUGAGUUCCUUGCCGGGCACCUAAACGUGAUUAUGGGUCCAUCUGGUAGCGGGAAAACAUCUCUGCUGAACUCGGUGGCAAGGAGGCUUCACGGAUCCAUGAUGACCAAGUAUCAACUAAGCGGGACGAUGUCAUAUAACGGUGCCAUUCCCAGCGAAAGCGUCAUUCGAUCAGUAACGUCCUUUGUGACUCAAGAUGACGACGCCCUCAUGCCCUCACUGACGGUCCGAGAAAGUCUGCGGUUUGCGGCUGGCCUCCGACUUCCACGAUGGAUGUCAAAGGCAGAAAAGAACCAAAGAGCAGAGGAUAUACUCAUGAAAAUGGGUCUCAAAGACUGCGCCGAUAACUUGAUAGGAAGUGAGCUGAUCAAGGGAAUUAGCGGCGGCGAGAAGAGAAGAGUAACAAUUGCCAUUCAAAUCCUGACAGACCCGAAAAUCUUGCUUCUUGACGAGCCCACGUCUGGAUUGGAUGCAUUCACUGCGACUUCGAUCAUAGAAGUUUUGAAUAAUCUAGCUGCAGAAGGUCGCACAUUGAUCAUGACUAUCCACCAGUCGAGGUCCGAUAUCUUCCACCACCUUGCAAAUCUGCUCCUCCUCGCUCGUGGAGGCUAUCCUGUCUAUGCCGGCCCCGGAGCAGAGAUGAUUCCCUAUUUCAGCACACUUGGAUACCAUUGUCCACCACAGACAAACCCAGCAGAUUUUGCACUGGAUCUGAUCACCGUGGACCUCCAACAAGAGGAACGGGAAGCGAUCACGCGUGAAAAGGUCCAACGCCUCAUAGAGGCAUGGAAAAACAACGAGAAAGUGAUCGGCCGACAAGCGUCGCACAUAGCAACGCCUGCUGAGCUAGGCAGUUUGAAAAGACAGAUGCACCCUCUUCGUACAACAUUUCCACUAGUCCUUCAUCGCUCCGCCAUCAAUUUCUUCCGUCAGCCCGAGCUGAUCAUGGCACGCACAUCGCAAAUCGUCGGCAUCGCGAUCAUCAUGGCUCUCUUUUUUGCACCGAUGAAAAACGACUACGCCGCUGUUCAGACUCGAAUGGGCUUUGUGCAAGAAUUCGCAGCGUUGUACUUUAUCGGCAUGCUCCAGAAUAUCUCUGUUUAUCCACCAGAGCGCGACGUAUUUUACCGGGAGGAAGCUGACAACUGCUACUCGGCUGAGACUUUUAUUCUAUCAUACACGGUCUUGGAAAUCCCGUUCGAGAUCCUUGCCUCGAUCGUUUUUGGAGUCAUUGCCUCGUAUGCGGUCAAUAUGGAACGUAGCGUAUUAAUGCUUUUUGUUUGUUCCUUCAACUGUUUCGCCAUCAUCAACGCGGGCGAGUCUCUGGGAAUCAUGUUUUGCACGCUUUUCAACCAUGUUGGCUUCUCGGUUAAUGUCACGUCUGUUAUCCUCUCGAUAUCCACGAUAAUGGGCGGAAUAAUGUCGCUCAAUCUGAACAACGUGCUGCAAGGCUUCAAUCAUUUAUCGCCGAUCAAGUACGCAGUUGCUAACCUCGCGCCCUAUUCGAUGCGACAUCAGACCUUUUCCUGCACAGAGGCAGAACGCUUACCGAGUGGACAAUGCCCGAUAUCAACAGGAAAGGAAGCUUUGCAGCUGUACAAUCUUGACACAAAUCCGGGGUGGAAUGUUCUGUGGCUCGGUGUUGCAGCUGUUGUCUAUCGGCUUUUGGCCUACGCGGUAGUCAAGGGUAUGGGGACACAUGGAUUUUGGGAGGGUGUGGGAAAACUGCUUACACGUCGCAAAGAAGCUGCGUGA